AUGAGUAAAAUCGCGAGAUCGGUCAAGAACGUGACCAAGGGCUAUUCCCAGGUCGAAGUCAAGGUCCGCAAUGCGACCAGUAACGACCCAUGGGGACCUGUGGGAUCAGACAUGGCUGAAAUCGCCCAGAUCACCUUCAAUAGCUCGACCGACUUCUACCAGGUCAUGGACAUGCUCGACAAGCGACUCAACGACCGAGGAAAGAACUGGCGUCACGUCCUCAAGUCGCUCAAGGUGCUUGACUACUGUCUGCACGAGGGCUCAGAGCUCGUGGUGACAUGGGCGCGCAAGAACAUCUACAUCAUCAAGACAUUGCGCGAGUUCCAGCAUACGGAUGAAGACGGCCGAGACGUCGGACAAAACGUGCGCAUGGCCGCCAAGGAGCUGACUUCGCUCAUCCUCGACGAAGAAAGAUUGCGCGCCGAGCGAGCCGACAGGAAAUCGUGGAAGUCGCGAGUGACGGGCAUCGAAGAGUACCCUGGAGGCGGACAUCGUGUUCCGGAUCACGGCGAUGGGAGGCAUCCACGAAACGGCGACCCGCGCCGUAAUCGCAGAACCGAAGAAGAAGACUUGGAGCUCAGGCUAGCGCUCGAGGCCAGCAAGAACGAAGCAGAGGAAGAGAGGAAGCGUCGGGAACGUACGUCAAGGGCCGAGGAGACGGACGACGACUUAGAAAAGGCCAUCAAGCUGAGCAAGGAGGAGGAGGAGCUGCGCCGGAAGGAGCUCGAGCAGACCAACGCAGACCUACUAUUCGGCGAGACUACCGUGCAGCCAACCGCAUACCAACCCACAGGCAACAACCAAGGCUACCAGCAACAAGGCCAGGUGGACUGGUUUGGCAACCUUGUGGACCAGAGUCAGCAACAGCCACAAAACACCGGUUUCCUCAACAACGCGUACUCUCAGCCUACUGGAAUGCAACCUCAGCAGACGGGCUUCCAGAACGGAUUUGGCGGUUACGGUGGCUUCCAGCAGCAGCAACCGGGCUUCGACCAGUUUGGCCAGCCGCAACAACAGCCCCAGCAAUUCAUGCAGCCCCAGCAGACCGCCUUCAACAACAACCCAUAUGGUCAGUUUGGAGGUUUUGGGGACAUGGGUCAGCAACAGCAGCAGCAGCAGCCAGACCAAAAUGCACUCCAGCCUGGUAGCCAUAACCCGUGGGCCAGUAACAACAAGCCUCAGGAGUCUCUGAUGCCACAGCCGACGGGCUCCAAUAACCCGUUCGCCCAGUCUUUCAACCGACCACAGCCCACUCAGACCUUCACGCAACCAACGCUGAACACGUUGAGCGAACAGAAGACAGCGCAGCCGCAGUUCAGCAACACGUCUUUCAACACCCCAACGGCCUUUUCACCGCAGCAGACAGCGCAGCCACAACAGCCCAAGAAGGAGAUGGAUCCAAACGCCGCUCGGCUUAACGCGCUUCUCGCAACAGGAGAGGGACAGGAUACAUUUGGUAAUGUUGGAAACAUGCGUAUUCCCGCUCAGCAUACAGCACCUGGAACGUUUGUCAACUCGGCUGGUGCAGGCUUGAACAGGGUCAAUGCAAAUGCCACAGGCAACAAUCCCUUCCUCAACUCUCAGUUUACAGGGAUGCCUCAGCAAAACCGCCUUAUGCCUGCCCAGACAGGCCCAGCAAACAACUUCGGCGCCAAUCCUUAUGGCAGCGCCAAUCCAUUUGGUGCGCAGCCACAGCAGCAGCAAAACCGACAGCCUGCCAGUGCCGUCCGGCCGCCCAGGAUUGUUGCAUUUGUCCGUCCCCGUCUGGGCAAAGGCUUCAUGGGCACAAAGCUCGACGCGUCGCCCGCACCCACCGGCGUCACGUUUGCGCACAAACGGACAGGCAAAACUGCGGCAACAGCUACUGUUCUAACGCGACAUUCGAACAUACAAUAUUGGAUAGCACCCGAAUACAAAACGAUGGAACCCCGAGUCCCACGCGCAAUGCUCGGCAAGAGGAAGCGGCAAGGCGAAACAAGUGACGAAGACGAGCCUGUAUGCCAGAUUGAGGACACGGUACUUAAGAGGUCGCGCACGCAGCAUUCAGCAAACGAAGAUAAAGUCGAGGGCCAACCUCCUGUUGCCGGGCCCGCCACUGCCUGCACUCGAAGCGGUCUCCUAACGCCUGAACGCAGCACCUUGACAGAGUCACAACUCACAAAUCCUCCUCCUGUUGUUGACACCCAAAGCAUGUCAGAGAAGCCAUUUCCCUUUAUGCGACUCCCUGCCGAACUCCGUGUCCACAUCUACCACAUGGCCCUCGUGCGUGAGGAGCCGCUCAGCCUGCAUGCCGACCGCGCCCCCGAGAAGCCUGACGAGCUUGUAUGCGCCUUGCCGGGUGAUGAACUAUAUGAUGGGAACCAGAUGUGGCAACAGAGUAUUGUGGUUUCGCGCCCGCAUGGUCCCCAAUUCACGCGACACAAAAACUCUGGAUAUGAACGGUACCCACUAAGUGACCCUAUCGUGCCGGAAAUAUUGAGGCUUGACAAGCAGAUAUACAAGGAAGCACGCCAGGUGCUCUAUAGCGACAAUGUCUUUACUCUCAAUCUGACAAGCGGCAUUCAUACCUUGUCUACACUCCAUCAGCGCUCCCGCAGCCUUAUCAAACACGUCGUCCUUACCAUACCCUCACACCACGAUAUCCUCGAUGGGUUUGCAGAUCUCGUACGCCUUGGUUUACGCUACUGUUGGGGUCUCAAGACAUUCAAAAUCAUCCUACAAGCUAGUCUUCCAGAUGAUGGAAGAGUGACGGGCGCAACGAGCGUAUACGCCAAUGCUUUCCAUAUACUGAGGUGGCUACCUAGGGGCUGCAAUGUUGGGUUGGAGGGUAAUGUCAGCGACACGGUUAAGAAAGUUGUUGCCGAAGAGGGAAGACUACAAGCUGUGCUUGAUGAGGCAGGCAAGUUACUUGAAAAGGCAACAUCAGAUGCCUGAGCGUCACUAGUAGUGUGUCGCGGCUUGAGAUGUGCAGUAAGCUCGUAGAGGCGACCCUGAAGAUGUGGUAUAGCUGAUGGGAUAUGUGUUGCCUUGGGUCAUCCUUUGACCGAUGUUAUAUUCCUGUUGGGUGAUGUUGGGCUUCGUCCACUUUGACUCGCUCCUUGUAUUGAGCAUUGAGUAUUUCCUGUGUUCCACGGCAAUCUCCUCACUAUGUGAGUCUUGUUUUCUGAACUAUCAUGUCUUCUGCUGCAAGAUCCAGGGACAUGGAUAUUCAGGGUAGGCUGACUGUUUUCAUUUUAUUAUAAGACUCUGCAAGCGACUCUUUUGUGGCUAUCUGUACAUGUCCAAGAUUAUUCCAAGCUAUUCCUGGUCUGCAUUGUAGGAUGUCCAGGUCUUCUGGGCACAUUGAGAAGGGGAAACUGUGCCUGCGAAAUCAGCACGGUAGCGACCCAUGAUGGCUUUUUCCAUCCAAUCUCGGUCAAAGUUGCGUAAGAACAGCGGAAGAGGUUUGAGGAGCUUCGUCAGUACGUCGUAUGUUUUCUCGAUAUAACCCACCUGGAAUAGACACAGGAGCGGUGUGUUUGAAACAGCCAGGCGUAUCAAAUUGUAUUAUUGGACC
Molecule: messenger RNA, 3556 nt
Organism: Pyrenophora tritici-repentis Pt-1C-BFP
Lineage: Eukaryota; Fungi; Ascomycota; Dothideomycetes; Pleosporales; Pleosporaceae
Source: RefSeq, a predicted model, not a curated record